This is a messenger RNA of Pseudoliparis swirei, 2368 nucleotides long. RefSeq lists its product as uncharacterized. The transcript has 3 exons. Gene Ontology annotation, biological process: positive regulation of ERK1 and ERK2 cascade; T cell activation; interleukin-15-mediated signaling pathway. The record is from RefSeq and is a predicted model, not a curated record. Gene Ontology annotation, cellular component: membrane raft; external side of plasma membrane. Gene Ontology annotation, molecular function: MHC class II protein binding; protein tyrosine kinase binding. Bases 286 to 1158 code for a protein of 290 amino acids. Lineage: Eukaryota; Metazoa; Chordata; Actinopteri; Perciformes; Liparidae.
UCUGAAAUAUCUCAACUGGAGGGUUGGCUAUUAGCAAUAGCACAAACAUGUGUAAUACUUUGAAUAGUGUAAACUAUAAAUCAAAUAUAAAAGUGUCCCGGCAAAGAUGAAGACAGAUCUGUGUCCUGCUCAGUUCUGUGUAACAGGAAAUGGAAGCAGAGCUGCUGUCAAGAAGAGCUUCAGCCAGAAGACGAGCAGAGCUGCUUUAGAGGUGAAGAGCAGCACAGAGACGAGUAGAGCUGCUGCAUGUUGAGGUGGAAGAGCUGCAGCAGCUGAAACCUCAACAUGACGUCCAGAGAAAACCUGAUGAGUGUCCUCCUGCUCGUCAGUCUGCUUCUAGCAGUAGUGAGGUGCAGUCAGGAGGCAGUGUUGUUGUACAGCAGAAUCGGAGGGGAGGCCCUACUGCAGUGCAUCAGCGUGGUCCCCCUCAGCUGCUCAUCCAUCACCUGGACCUUCUACCAAAGCGACCCGGGCCGGUACACUGAGGAGGUCAGCGAGGGGCGGGUGAGAGCGGACUCAAACAAGUCUAGCCGCUUGGCCAUCGCACCCAACUGCUCUCUCGCCCUGCGCGACCUUGUCGUGGACGACGCGGGCUCCUACGUCUGCAUGGAGCGCGGACAGUCCAUCACUACCGUCUACGUCUCUCUCCUCGGCGUCACGUCGCACUCCGCCGUCACCGAGCUGCAGCCCGGAGGACGCCUGGCCCUGAGUUGCAUCCUCUUCACCCACUACGACGCUCUGUUCUGCAUGCGACACUCCACCGAGUUCGACCUCACCUGGGCGGCUGAGGACGGCGCGGUGCUGCGCAACGACACCAGGCACAAACUGAUUUCCGGCACCAGUUGCAACAUCACACUGCUCACAGAACUCAAAAGGGAAGACAACAACAGGAAGUGGAGGUGCCAGGUGAGCAGCCGGAAGAACAGCCGGUUGGCGUUUCUGGACUUCACUUCUCCCUUUGUGUUCCAAAAUCCUCUCACAGCCCAGAAUCCGCCUUCGUCCUCCAUCGACGGUCCAGUCCAGCUGCCCAUCAGCCGCAUUGCGCUCUGUGUGGCUCUGCCAGUCAUGGUGCUCAUAGUGGGAUUCUUCACAUGUAGAGAGGGCCCUAAGCAGGCCAGAGCAUCUGCAACUGGCAUCAAGCUGCAGGGAAUGAACUGACUGUUCAUCACUGUAUCUGUUUUUCUGUUCUUUUUUUUGGGGGGGGGGGCUUUAAGGUGGAUGUCUCUACUUGUUCAAUCUCCAAAUCUUUAAGGAUCCCCAGACUUUGUAAACAUGUCGUUACGUGUUGUGUUUUGCAAUUUUAAUUUUGGGCCUUCAUUUUAUACAUGAAGCUCAGCUAAUAGGAUAAUGCAUGGGUUUGAGCAUUUUGUGGUGACAGGUAGGAUUUCUUUCAAGAUGCAAGUUGUGUUUUCACUAUUUUCAGUCACAAAAAAAUGGUUUUGCAAACAAAACCCUAAAACAACUUGAAUAUUUUAUGGCAGCAAGAUUUUGAUCAUACGACUCAAAAAACAACAAAAACAAUACGCCUUUAAUAGAGCUUUAAACAAAAUGUGCCACUGUUGAUCCGACAUGUUUUUUUUACAUAGAACCUGGAGAGAUCUAAACAGAACAGAUAAAGCAACUCAUCUUUUCUUCCUUCCGAUUAUUUAAUGAGCAGAAAGCAGUGCUUGUUGCUGAAAGAAGUGCAGUUGGGUUAUUUGUAACAGAAAUAUAACUAGUUGUAGAGGUAGAAUUUAUAUUUUUAGUAGUGCAGAAUAGGCUUGAGUUAAAACUACGAAUGAAGAAAACAUUUUUCUUCUUUGAAAAAAAUACCCUGCUAAUGUGCCUUUGAGCAAAGAGGCUGCUGGGGAAGCUAUGAGGAAAUGUAAAAAGUUGUGUGACAAAUAAAGCUCUGGUUGCAGCUUCUUCAAUAUGAAGAUUUAUUUGUCUGUUUUGCAUCUUUGUAAAGAGAUUCACUUUGGGUUUUGACAGUUGGACAGACAGAACAAAACCUCGGAAGAAGCCACAAGGAGUCAUUUGUUGGUCAUUUUCCAAAAUUAAUACAUAUUGGUUUAGCUGAGAAAAUAAUGAUCAUUUUGAUCAAUAAGGAAAUUCACUAGAAUAAGCUAAAGCUUGAAUAAAAAAAGAACUAUUUUUACUGAAUACUUUUGUUUUCAAGUGAAGCAGAACAGUGUAAGAUUGUCUGAACCCCAGCAACUAUAUUAUGAAGUUACUGUAUAUAUACAAUAUAUACAACUUUAUUCAUGGGGUAGAUUAACAUUUUUGGAAUCUAUGUAAUCUAUCUUGAAUAAAAAAACAUUAACAACAUGUCUCUAUGUUCAUUGAAAGUAGUUGCUGUAAUUGUUCCUCCUGUGCAUAUUGGCUUCAA